Messenger RNA from Debaryomyces fabryi, 1041 nucleotides. It is a transcript of the gene AHA1, whose product is annotated as Aha1p. Gene Ontology annotation, cellular component: cytosol. Bases 1 to 1041 code for a protein of 346 amino acids. Gene Ontology annotation, molecular function: protein-folding chaperone binding; ATPase activator activity. Lineage: Eukaryota; Fungi; Ascomycota; Pichiomycetes; Serinales; Debaryomycetaceae. Gene Ontology annotation, biological process: protein folding; positive regulation of ATP-dependent activity. The record is from RefSeq and is a predicted model, not a curated record. The transcript has a single exon.
AUGGUUGUGCAUAAUCCAAAUAACUGGCAUUGGGUCGACAAAAACUGUAUUGAUUGGACGAGACAGUAUUUCAACGAAAAAUUAGUCAAUAUAUCUGCUGUUGGAGACGAUAAGGAUGUAUUUGUCAAAUCAAUUUCAUCUGUUGAAGGAGAUGUCGAGGUUUGUCAACGUAAGGGAAAGGUUAUCUCACUUUUCGACUUGAAAGUUGUCUUUGAGAUCAAAGGGCAUUCGGUUUCUCAGUCUAAAAAAGAGGGCGAAUUUUCCGGUUCCAUCACAGUCCCUGAAUUGGCAUAUGAUUCGACUGAAGACGAUUUACAAUUCGAUAUCAGCAUCUACAACGAAGAUGCCGAUUCAGAGAAGAUGAGACCACUUAUUAAAAAAGAAUUGUUACCAAAAUUAAGAGAUAGUUUGAUUAAAUUCGGCCACGACUUGAUUACUACUCAUAGUUCUGAUAUUCAAUUGUCCUCUGACAAAGUUAACUCGACCUAUACCAAGGCCAAUCAAGAAACUGCUCAGAACACACCAGCUGCGGCAAAGAAAGCGUCUAAUCCAACUCCGCCAGUCCAAAAGAACUCGCCAUCGGCUGCGGCAGCUGCAAAAUCGGAAUCAAACUCGUCCGUACCAAAAUAUAACACAUCCACGUUACACUUGGAACCUACUUUCAACACCACCGCUGAGCAAUUGUAUAUUACCCUUUUGGACCAGCAACGUGUUGCUGCAUGGAGUAGAUCCAACCCAUCGAUGGGAAGCUUCCCACCAGAAGAAGGUUCCGAAUUCAGCCUUUUUGGGGGCUCCAUCAGUGGAAAAUUCUUAAAAUUAGUUCCAAACGAAAAGAUCGUACAAUUAUGGAGAUUAGAAGACUGGAAGUCGGGCCAUUAUGCCCAAUUAGACAUGCAAUUGAUCCAGGGUGCGGGUGAAACAAAAAUGGUUGUGAAAUGGUCUGGUAUCCCGGUCGGUGAAGAGGAUAGAGUUAGAGGUAAUUUUGAGGACUACUACAUUAGAUCUAUAAAGAUUACUUUUGGUUUUGGUGCAGUAUUGUAA